Messenger RNA from Triticum aestivum (bread wheat), 408 nucleotides. Its product is annotated as histidine-containing phosphotransfer protein 2-like. Gene Ontology annotation, cellular component: cytoplasm; nucleus. Gene Ontology annotation, molecular function: protein histidine kinase binding; histidine phosphotransfer kinase activity. Bases 1 to 408 code for a protein of 135 amino acids. NCBI's taxonomy places the organism in Eukaryota, Viridiplantae, Streptophyta, Magnoliopsida, Poales, Poaceae. The record is from RefSeq and is a predicted model, not a curated record. The transcript has 5 exons. Gene Ontology annotation, biological process: cytokinin-activated signaling pathway; phosphorelay signal transduction system; phosphorylation.
AUGGCGGCAGCCGCUCUGAGUGCCCAGCUCAAUGCCCACAUCGCCGCCAUGUACGCCGAGGGCGUGGUGGACGAGGACACGUUCCAGGAGCUGCGGGAGAACGGCACCGCCGCAGAGGUCGCCCGCCUCAUCAUUAACGACACCUACCCGAUCCUCGAUGACAUCCGCGACCUGAUGUCUGUACCGCCCCACGCCCUCCCUCUGCUCUCACAGCCCGCAGUGCACUUCAACGAGGUGGAAGCCCUGCUAGAGCAGCUCAUAGAGUGCACCACCAGUGUUGGCGCAAAACAAGUGAACCUCGCCUGCAGGCACUUCCGCCAUUUCAAUGCCAUAAAAUACGAACAAAAGUGCCUCUUGUCAUUGACUGUUGUUAGGACUGAGCUCAGUAUUGUGCGCAAUGAGUUGUAG